This is a messenger RNA of Homo sapiens (human), 5332 nucleotides long. RefSeq names its product monoamine oxidase A (gene MAOA). Gene Ontology annotation, cellular component: mitochondrial outer membrane. Gene Ontology annotation, biological process: dopamine catabolic process. The record is from RefSeq and is marked reviewed. The transcript has 16 exons. Bases 1844 to 3028 code for a protein of 394 amino acids. NCBI's taxonomy places the organism in Eukaryota, Metazoa, Chordata, Mammalia, Primates, Hominidae. Gene Ontology annotation, molecular function: primary methylamine oxidase activity; oxidoreductase activity; monoamine oxidase activity.
GUGGAGAAGGGCUGCGGGAAGCAGAACACCGCCCCCAGCGCCCAGCGUGCUCCAGAAACAUGAGCACAAACGCCUCAGCCUCCUUCCCCGGCGGCACCGGCACCGGCACCAGUACCCGCACCAGUACCGGCACCGGCACCAGUACCCGCACCAGUACCGGCACCGGCACCAGUACCCGCACCAGUACCGGCACCGGCACCGAGCGCAAGGCGGAGGGCCCGCCCGAAGCCGGGGGCACAACUGCCCAGGUCCCGAACCCGGACUCCAGCUUGGACGACACCUCCUACAGCCUGUCCGAAUGGAGCGUCCGUUCUGAGUGGCGGUCCGUCUCGGAUCCGCUAGCCAGUUCCCAGUGGAGCACGUCCUCAACUGCCGAGGCCGCCUCCUGGAGCUCCAGCAUACACUCCCCAAUCAGCACUACCGGUCUUAGCGAGAGUACUGACUCCGACUCCAAGAGUGGCCUCCGGGGUUUCAGCGCUUACAACCCGAGCAGUCGGAUCCCCAAGUCUACCACCAGCUCGAACUCCUCCGAUGGGGCCGUCACAGCCUCCAAUCAGGACACCGGCAUUCCCUGGGUAUUAGUAACAGGACCUACCCCGCCCGUAAACUCCCCCGUAGAGUCAUUGCAAGGGUCUGCCUUCUCCUCAGGGUUCAGCACCCCACGGGGUUUGGUAAAAGGACCGACCCUGCCCCCGGAUUCCAACCUGACCUCAGUGUCCGACUACACUUGGAUAUUUGUACGGGGACCUCCUAUACCCAAUGACCUUUCGCAAGUGUCAAUACAAGCACCUCCUACACCCAGUAACACCCCCGAGUGUCAGUACAAGGGUCUGCCGCAUCCUCAGUGUCCAGCUUCCCCUGGGGUUUGGUACCAGGACCACCUCUACCCAAUAACAUUUCCCCAGUGUCGCCACAAGCACCUCCUGCACCCCAUAACAUCCCCCCAGUGUCAAGGCAGGCGUCUACCCCCACCUCAGUGCCUGACACUCCGCGGGGUUCAAUACAAGAACCUCCUGCACCCAGUAAUCCUUUCCAGCUGCCGACACAAGGACAUUCUAAACCUAAUAACUCUCGCCGAGUGUCAGUACAAGGGUCCGCCCCGCUCUCAGUGCCCAGCUCCCCCCGGGUAUCAGCUGAAACAUCAGCUCCGCCCCUGGGCGCUCCCGGAGUAUCAGCAAAAGGGUUCGCCCCGCCCACAGUGCCCGGCUCCCCCCGGGUAUCAAAAGAAGGAUCGGCUCCGCCCCCGGGCUCCCCGGGGGAGUUGAUAGAAGGGUCCUUCCCACCCUUUGCCGUCCCCACUCCUGUGCCUACGACCCAGGAGCGUGUCAGCCAAAGCAUGGAGAAUCAAGAGAAGGCGAGUAUCGCGGGCCACAUGUUCGACGUAGUCGUGAUCGGAGGUGGCAUUUCAGGCCAAGAGAAGAGAUUGGCAUGAACUGUUGCUUUGCCAGUUCCAGCCAGUACCAGCAAAAACAUACAUGUAUGUUGGAGCAUCAGAGGAAAGCAGCUCCUGGUGGAGAGACUAUCUGCUGCCAAACUCUUGACUGAAUAUGGCGUUAGUGUUUUGGUUUUAGAAGCUCGGGACAGGGUUGGAGGAAGAACAUAUACUAUAAGGAAUGAGCAUGUUGAUUACGUAGAUGUUGGUGGAGCUUAUGUGGGACCAACCCAAAACAGAAUCUUACGCUUGUCUAAGGAGCUGGGCAUAGAGACUUACAAAGUGAAUGUCAGUGAGCGUCUCGUUCAAUAUGUCAAGGGGAAAACAUAUCCAUUUCGGGGCGCCUUUCCACCAGUAUGGAAUCCCAUUGCAUAUUUGGAUUACAAUAAUCUGUGGAGGACAAUAGAUAACAUGGGGAAGGAGAUUCCAACUGAUGCACCCUGGGAGGCUCAACAUGCUGACAAAUGGGACAAAAUGACCAUGAAAGAGCUCAUUGACAAAAUCUGCUGGACAAAGACUGCUAGGCGGUUUGCUUAUCUUUUUGUGAAUAUCAAUGUGACCUCUGAGCCUCACGAAGUGUCUGCCCUGUGGUUCUUGUGGUAUGUGAAGCAGUGCGGGGGCACCACUCGGAUAUUCUCUGUCACCAAUGGUGGCCAGGAACGGAAGUUUGUAGGUGGAUCUGGUCAAGUGAGCGAACGGAUAAUGGACCUCCUCGGAGACCAAGUGAAGCUGAACCAUCCUGUCACUCACGUUGACCAGUCAAGUGACAACAUCAUCAUAGAGACGCUGAACCAUGAACAUUAUGAGUGCAAAUACGUAAUUAAUGCGAUCCCUCCGACCUUGACUGCCAAGAUUCACUUCAGACCAGAGCUUCCAGCAGAGAGAAACCAGUUAAUUCAGCGGCUUCCAAUGGGAGCUGUCAUUAAGUGCAUGAUGUAUUACAAGGAGGCCUUCUGGAAGAAGAAGGAUUACUGUGGCUGCAUGAUCAUUGAAGAUGAAGAUGCUCCAAUUUCAAUAACCUUGGAUGACACCAAGCCAGAUGGGUCACUGCCUGCCAUCAUGGGCUUCAUUCUUGCCCGGAAAGCUGAUCGACUUGCUAAGCUACAUAAGGAAAUAAGGAAGAAGAAAAUCUGUGAGCUCUAUGCCAAAGUGCUGGGAUCCCAAGAAGCUUUACAUCCAGUGCAUUAUGAAGAGAAGAACUGGUGUGAGGAGCAGUACUCUGGGGGCUGCUACACGGCCUACUUCCCUCCUGGGAUCAUGACUCAAUAUGGAAGGGUGAUUCGUCAACCCGUGGGCAGGAUUUUCUUUGCGGGCACAGAGACUGCCACAAAGUGGAGCGGCUACAUGGAAGGGGCAGUUGAGGCUGGAGAACGAGCAGCUAGGGAGGUCUUAAAUGGUCUCGGGAAGGUGACCGAGAAAGAUAUCUGGGUACAAGAACCUGAAUCAAAGGACGUUCCAGCGGUAGAAAUCACCCACACCUUCUGGGAAAGGAACCUGCCCUCUGUUUCUGGCCUGCUGAAGAUCAUUGGAUUUUCCACAUCAGUAACUGCCCUGGGGUUUGUGCUGUACAAAUACAAGCUCCUGCCACGGUCUUGAAGUUCUGUUCUUAUGCUCUCUGCUCACUGGUUUUCAAUACCACCAAGAGGAAAAUAUUGACAAGUUUAAAGGCUGUGUCAUUGGGCCAUGUUUAAGUGUACUGGAUUUAACUACCUUUGGCUUAAUUCCAAUCAUUGUUAAAGUAAAAACAAUUCAAAGAAUCACCUAAUUAAUUUCAGUAAGAUCAAGCUCCAUCUUAUUUGUCAGUGUAGAUCAACUCAUGUUAAUUGAUAGAAUAAAGCCUUGUGAUCACUUUCUGAAAUUCACAAAGUUAAACGUGAUGUGCUCAUCAGAAACAAUUUCUGUGUCCUGUUUUUAUUCCCUUCAAUGCAAAAUACAUGAUGAUUUCAGAAACAAAGCAUUUGACUUUCUGUCUGUGGAGGUGGAGUAGGUGAAGGCCCAGCCUGUAACUGUCCUUUUUCUUCCCUUAGGCAAUGGUGAACUGUCAUUACAGAGCCUAGAGGCUCACAGCCUCCUGGAGGAAGCAGCCUCCACUUUGGAUCAGGAAAUAGUAAAGGAAAGCAGUGUUGGGGGUAGCGGCAUGCAGACCCUCAGACCAGAAUGGGGACAUCUUGUGGUCUGCUGCCUCAGGAAUCUCCUGACCACUUGUAGUCCCUCCGACUUCUCUAGACAUCUAGUCUCAGUGCUAGCUUAUUUGUAUUUUUCCUCUUUCACUUCUUAUGGAGGAGAGUGUUUAACUGAGUUAGAAUGUUGAAACUGACUUGCUGUGACUUAUGUGCAGCUUUCCAGUUGAGCAGAGGAAAAUAGUGGCAGGACUGUCCCCCAGGAGGACUCCCUGCUUAGCUCUGUGGGAGACCAACUACGACUGGCAUCUUCUCUUCCCCCUGGAAGGCAGCUAGACACCAAUGGAUCCUUGUCAGUUGUAACAUUCUAUUUCAACUUCAGGAAAGCAGCAGUUUUCUUUUAAUUUUUCCUAUGACCAUAAAAUUAGACAUACCUCUCAACUUACAUAUGUCUUCAACAUGGUUACCUCUGCAUAAAUAUUAGCAAAGCAUGCCAAUUUCUCUUAAGUACUGAAAUACAUAUGAUAAAUUUGACUGUUAUUUGUUGAGACUAUCAAACAGAAAAGAAAUUAGGGCUCUAAUUUCCUUAAAGCAAGCUCACUUGCUUUAGUUGUUAAGUUUUAUAAAAGACAUGAAAUUGAGUCAUUUUAUAUAUGAAAACUAAGUUCUCUAUCUUAGGAGUAAUGUCGGCCCACAAGGGUGCCCACCUCUUGUUUUCCCCUUUUAAAAACUCAGAUUUUUAAAAGCCCUUUCCAAAGGUUUCAACUGUAAAAUACUUCUUUUUACAAUGUAUCAACAUAUUUUUAUUUAAGGGGAAUUAACAAUUGCCAGGGAAACCAGCCAACCCAAGUUUAUUAUAUCAUUAACCUUAUCAUAAAUUCAAACCUAAGUUGCUGGACCCUGGUGUGAGGACAUAAAUCUUCCAAAGUUUUGCCUAUCCUAAGAGCUGCAUUUUUCUACUGCUCUUUACCUUGCAUUUUAGCUAAUUUAGGAGUUUUGAGAAUGUAUUGGAUACGCUCCAGUACAUAAGGAGUUGCCGCAUAUUAUAUCAGACUGCUUUGAGAAAUCUCAUCCCUAGUCUAUUGCAGUUGUUUCUAUUAGCUUACUGAUUAACUCAGUCCUGACACACCUUUUGGGAAAUGCUGAUUUAAACUUCUUAACUGGCAACAGUUGGAACAGUAAUCAGUUUGCUAACAUAUUUAAAGUCUUGAAUGUUGAAGAACUCAUGUGAUUUACCCUUUUCAACUUUUUGGAAAACGAUUUAAUUUAUUCUAAUUAGAUUAACCCUAUUAAUCUAUGGAUUGGGUAUCAAAAUGAAUGCCAGUCCAGAUGUGCCUAGACACGAAAUUGGAGCUGAGGACUCUCACGAUAUGCAAGUUCAUCCAACGUGAAGAUACCAUAAGCUUUUUCUCUGAACCAGAGAAAUGAAAGUCAGUUUAAGAGGCUGAUAGAUCUUGGCCCUGUUAAGGCAUCCACUUCACAGUUCUGAAGGCUGAGUCAGCCCCACUCCACAGUUAGGCCAAGAAUUAGAUUUUAAAACUUCAUCUGUCUGUCCCAGUUAACUGUUAAAUAAGGCCUCAUCCUCCACUGAAGAGUAUGGAUUGAAGGAUUGUGAACUAUGUUUAGUGUGAUUGUGAACUUGGUGCCUAAUGUUCCAUGUCUGAAGUUUGCCCCAGUGCUACACGUUGGAGUAUACCUAUGUGUGUGCUUUGCCACUGAAGUAAGAUUUUGCCUGUAUGGUACUGUUUUGUUUGUUAAUAAAGUGCACUGCCACCCCCAA